UCUCAUGCAAAAUAUUCACGACUCUUUGAAAUGGAAAUGAGGCUCUUCCAAUUUAGGAAUCAAAUUAAAGAAAGUAUUCAGGGUGUUAGCAGGCUGUGCUCCUGCUUGUUUGAAGUGGCAGCUAAAGGAGGGAGGUGUGCUUUUCCCUGGAUGAAGCAGGAUCUCGCUCAGCCUGUUUUCAUCUUUACUUAGCACCUGCUGGCCAGGAGUGGUGUCGCCCGAGCAAUCAGACAGUAGACGUGCCAAGAGUCUGACCUCCCCGUGUCUGCUGCCCCUCCCCCAAGCCCCAUGACACCUCUCCUGAUAUAGAUGGACUGGGGUUGGUUUAAAAUGACAGUCUCAAGUUCGUGUAGGAAGAGAAAGUUAAUUCAAAGAAACUGUCAGGCAAGCUUCCUCUCUCUGUAGGAAUAAUUAUUAUCCCCUUUCACCAUGGCCCACCUGGGAGCCCACUUUGCCUUCAGAUCCCGCUGGCAGAAGACCGAUGAUGAACUCUGUCGACAUAGCAUGUCCUUUAUUCUUCACAAAGCCAUUUGCAAUGACUUCUUUCAGAGCUAUCUCUACCUGCUGGAAAAUAUUCCCCUGGUGAAAUUGUAUGCUUUAACAAGUCAAGUAAUCAAUGGUGAGAUGCAGUUCUAUGCCAGAGCUAAACUCUUCUAUCAAGAAGUACCAGCUACAGAAGAGGGUAUGAUGGGAAAUUUCAUUGAACUGUCCAACCCAGAUAUCCAGGCCUCUCAGAAAUUUCUCAGGAAAUUUGUUGGGGGGCCCGGGAGAGCUGGCACAGACUGUGCCUUGGACUGCGGCUCUGGGAUAGGAAGGGUGAGCAAGCAUGUCCUGUUGCCGGUUUUCAACACUGUGGAACUGGUGGACAUGAUGGAAUCGUUCCUCCUCGAAGCACAGAACUACCUGCAGGUCAAAGGCGACAAGGUAGAAAGCUACCACUGCUAUAGCCUGCAGGAAUUCACACCCCCACUGGGAAGAUACGAUGUCAUCUGGAUUCAGUGGGUCAUUGGGUACCUGACCGAUAAAGACCUUCUUGCGUUUCUUUCCCGGUGCCGAGAUGGCCUGAAGGAAAACGGCAUCAUCAUACUGAAGGACAAUGUGGCCCGGGAGGGCUGCAUCUUCGAUCUCUCUGACAGCAGUGUGACUCGGGACAUGGGCAUCCUCCAGACCCUCAUUAGGAAGAGUGGGCUGGUGGUGCUAGGCCAGCAGAAGCAGGACGGCUUUCCAGAGCAAUGUGUCCCGGUGUGGAUGUUUGCGCUGCACAGCAAUGGAAGCUCCUGACCAGCUGCCGGAGUGAACAACUGCACUGCACAGAGGUGCUUUGGGAAGAGUGGCUCUCCUCUGAUUCACAAGUUACACCCCUUGUGAUCCAAGGAGGAAUGAACAGAAGGGAGGCAAUGUAUGUUUUAAAAUGGUUGAUGUCACGUUUCCACUAAUUAUGUAAGUACAUGCACACACACUGUGACUUUUCCAAAAGAUAAAUGGAAUGUGACAUCUGGAAAAACACCUAAACUGUACCAGUGUACCCAUAAAAACAGGAAAGGGAGCAACGGUCACAAAAUAUAAACCGCAUUGGUCUCUGAAGAUUUGCAUUAAAGAGUAGUUUAAGGUGGGUGGGAUAAAGUCUAGACCACCUUUCUCUGCCCUCAUGCUAGAUACUUUAUACUUCCUUCCUCUUUGGGAAUAUUACUUCUCUCAGACAAAAAUCUCCCCCUAAUUAAGAAAGCAGCAGUCAAAAUAACCUUGUUAAACAAUUCCAUUACUUAAUUUUGUCUUUAGCAGAAAAAAAAAAAUAUGGUUUCACUUUCUAUUUUGGGUCAGUUUCGCUGCCCAAUGAUGUAAUAUGGAUGUAAUUUCAUAACAGAAGUCUGCAUUUCAGUGAUGUGGGAAGUGUCUCCUUUCAGGAGAAAAUGUUUUACCCUUGAAAUUUCAGCUGUGAACAUGUAAGUGAAUGUCAUUGAUAAUCUAAUUUUAGUCACUGGCUUCUAACACAACUUGCUUCAUUGCAGUCGCUCCUGUUUCCUUGAUUGAUAAGAAUGUACACUGGAAAGAGAUAGGAAAUGGUAAACCUGAAAACUGAACUAACUGCAUUAGUUUAAUUAAAAAUAUCUAAAAUCUUUCAAAAACAAAAAUGUAAUUUAAUUUCUAUUAGCAGAAUGUUUAAAUAUAACUUCUGUUUUAUUUAAAAUGCUCUAAAGUCUUCAUGUGAAGGAUUUGUCUUUUGUUGUAUUAUAUAUUGAGUCUUCUAUGAAAUACAAUCAGUUUAAGUAAAGAAAGUCUGUUAAAUGCAUAUGCUAUCACCCUAAAAUCAUGUUUAUAAAUCAUAGCUCUAAAUUAGGAGGAAAAUAAUUAUUAUAAAACACUAUGUUGAUAUAGCAUGACUUAGUAGUUUGAUUUUAUGUCCUGGAAAAUUAUGUCACUCUGCCACUGGCAGCUUCCAGCUGCAGUAUGUUAUUCAUAACAUUUUAGGGUAAUGUAACAGAAUGUGAGUUAAAAUCAUUGCUGGAGAAACCAGAGACCAAAAUUAAAUAAAAUGGUGAAUCAUUACCAAACAGAAUUAUUAUGACAAAACAAGAAUUCUCAUGUUUUCAUCCUCUAUGUAUUGGAAAAAAUUAACUAAAUCUUCCUUUUCAGCCCAUCCUAGGCAUUUUCUGCUUCUUUUACACUUAGCACCCUUAUUCUCUUACUUCUUGACUUUCUGCUUUGCAAGUACUCACAUGCUGAUUGACACAGUUGUCCAUUCCUCAGCACCCCGGUUCCUGAGCUCAAGGAGGAAAUAACAUAAUUGUCCCAUUAAUAUGAACACAUAAUCUUUAACUCAGCUGAAUCUUUGGAACAGAUUAGCAGUCCCUUUUCUCUUCCUAUGUCCUUUUCUGUUCUUCUUAGAAAACUUCCAGAUCUUUAUUGUGCCACAAAAAUUCCCAACUCCAUAUCUAUUUUUUACUUAAUUGAUAAAGCAGAAAUUAGGAAGUAAAUUAUACCAAUAUCUCCUCUCUAUAACAAGUUAAUAACUAGUACAAGGUAAAGGGAAGAGUGGGCUUUCCUGGUGCCUUGCAGUCCAGAAUCUGCCUGCCAAUGCAGGAGACAUAGGUUUGGUCCCUGGAUCUGGAAGAUCCCCUGGAGAAGGAAAAGGCAAUCCA
Bubalus bubalis (water buffalo) is the source of this 3140-nucleotide messenger RNA. RefSeq names its product N-terminal Xaa-Pro-Lys N-methyltransferase 2 (gene NTMT2). Lineage: Eukaryota; Metazoa; Chordata; Mammalia; Artiodactyla; Bovidae. The transcript is spliced from 4 exons. Gene Ontology annotation, biological process: N-terminal protein amino acid methylation. Gene Ontology annotation, cellular component: cytoplasm. Bases 430 to 1281 code for a protein of 283 amino acids. Gene Ontology annotation, molecular function: N-terminal protein N-methyltransferase activity. The record is from RefSeq and is a predicted model, not a curated record.